AUAACUCAAUAAGUUUGAUAAGAUGGUUAAAAAUGAGUGGAAAUCAACAUUCACCCAGCCGGAGCACAGUUUAUGCCUCAAAUUUACCAUUUUCCUUAACAAAUAACGAUAUUCAUAAAAUAUUUGAAAAAUAUGGACGAAUUAUUAAGGUUACUACUAUGUGUGACAAGAUUAGCAGGAAAUCCAAAGGAGUCCACUUCAUUCACUUCUUGAAAGUACAAGACGCACAGAGUUGCGUGGACGAACUUAAUAACACACAGCUUUUUGGAAGGGUUAUCAAGGUGAGCAUAGCUAAAGACAAUGGACGUAGUACUGAAUUCAUUAAAAGGAGGGAAUAUACGGACAAAACAAGGUGCUAUCAAUGUGGCGAAUUCGGACACUUGAGUUAUAAGUGCUCACAAAACGUGCUAGGAGAUCGAGUGCCUGAACCACAAUCAAGUCGAAGGCAAAGGACUACGCAUCGUCGCAGCAAUGAAAUACAAGGACAAGAGCACCAAAGUGAAGAGGAUGAACCUCACCCUCAGUUUUGUGAUCAAACUUCCAUCGUAGUUCCCAGAAAAAGGUUCAAAAAAGACUCAUACUUCAGCGACGAAGAGGAAGUCGAAGAGAACGAAUGAGAAAAAAUACAUAUUUCGAUUUCGAAACUCA
Messenger RNA from Eupeodes corollae, 648 nucleotides. RefSeq names its product zinc finger CCHC-type and RNA-binding motif-containing protein 1-like. The coding region runs from base 33 to 617 and encodes 194 amino acids. The transcript is spliced from 5 exons. The record is from RefSeq and is a predicted model, not a curated record. Gene Ontology annotation, molecular function: zinc ion binding; RNA binding. Gene Ontology annotation, biological process: mRNA splicing, via spliceosome. Lineage: Eukaryota; Metazoa; Arthropoda; Insecta; Diptera; Syrphidae. Gene Ontology annotation, cellular component: U12-type spliceosomal complex.